Messenger RNA from Lates calcarifer (barramundi perch), 3838 nucleotides. RefSeq names its product SH3 domain containing 19 (gene sh3d19). Gene Ontology annotation, molecular function: protein binding. NCBI's taxonomy places the organism in Eukaryota, Metazoa, Chordata, Actinopteri, Centropomidae. The record is from RefSeq and is a predicted model, not a curated record.
UGAAACUUCCAGCGGUCACGACAGUAACCGAUGUUAUCGACCGUGUGGACGGAUGGAAGAGCGAUCAGCUGCUCUCGAAAAGUUAUUUAUUUAUUUUUAACCUCGAUAUUGUUUUAAAUCCCGAUGGCCGAAGCCCGGCGUGAAGAGGAGAGUGAGGGGGAGCGCAGAGACGUGCGGGACACGCGGAACAGGAGCCAGGCAACAGAUCAUCCUGAAAGAACCAAGCCAGAGCAUUUACACUGCAGUCAAGGACCUCUGUCUUCUAUACGCGCUGCUAUAAAACGAUCAAGAACAAACUCUCAGUGUGAACAUACCAGAGACAGGAGGCGUCCAGAGAUCACCAUCGUCUCUGCAGAACCUCUGGCCGGUAACAACUGGUUUCCAGGAACCUCUGUGGUUUUCUCUCCUCCCUCUCAGGCAGGCUGGUCUGCAGGCAUCCAGACUGUCUCACAGCCCCCACCAUCCUAUGACCAGGUGAUUCAAGAGAAGACCCAGGAAGAGCACAUUGUCAAACCCACUGCAGCCCCUCGCCGGAUCACCUGCACCACCACAAGCGCCACACAGACUGACCCUCUGAGGGAAGAUACCACCACCACUGACCCACAGUCAGCUGAGAAAAGAUCUGCUGGUAAAAAGCCACAAAAACCACCAAGGCCAUCACAGCCAAAACCAGCGGACAGAGAACCAGUCACUGAAACUGUUAUACCUCCUGACGGGGAGGUGGGAACAAAUACACCAGAUUCCUCAAACACUGAGGGCCAAAGUGGUGAUAAAACUGAUGUAAAGCAACCCAGCCAAGCAGAUCCCACUCACACAUGCACCAGAUCUGUUACUGUACACUGGGAUAUUCCUACAAAUCAUCCCUCUGCCCCCGCUGGCCCUGCUGAAACUACUCCCUCAACCUCAAAUUCAGAGCCCAGUCAACGCCCCGUUCCACUUCCUCGUACAAAAUCCAGAAAGCAGGCAAUCGCAAAGGAUCAGUCUUUGGUCAAGCUCAGUGAAGAUUGUGACACUGCUCACUCUGAUCUGGAAGAGUUAUCCUCAAAUAAGUAUUUAAAGGAACUAUUAGAGGUUUUUAGUGCAGAAAACCAGUGUGAAGAGAACGGUGACAUCGUUGACCAAUCAGACGAGGCCUCUCAAGGACACGAUGCUGUUGGCGAGAUGAACAACAACACCCACAGUCAACGCAACAUUCGGGCCAGGAUCCAGGCCUUUGAGAGCCACGCCGGUGACGAGGACGGAAGUGCGGCUGAACCGGUCAAACCAGAACCUCGCCCAAGGAAGGCCAGCAUCAGACCUCCAGUUGCUGCUAAACCCUCUGUAGCUUUUAAACCUCAGUUUAACCACAGUGCUGAUGAUGACAAUCAAAACGUCUCAUCCACAGAUCUACCCCAAAACCAUACACUGGACCUCAGACCUCAGCCCCCUAAAAAACCUGUGGGACUGUCCAUAAAAGAUGAGCUAGAGACCUUACACAGCAAGGGGGCCGUCCCAAACAGAUCACGUCCUGUACUGACCAGAGCCAGCAACAUCUAUGAAGAGGAUAUUUCACCAAUUCCUCCUGUACCUCCGGCAAAGCCUGUUAAGGAACCUCUGAAACCCAACCUAAACAUUAACAACCACAACUCAGCCUCCAUGAAAAGUGAUAAUGAGUAUGUGACCAGUCCAACAAAUCACACCGUGGUCAAACCCCAGCGCAAUGUGGACAGCAAUGGAAGCUCUUUCACCAGACAAAAUAUAACAAGGAGGCCGACCACCAUCAGGGUCCCCAGCAGAACUGGUUCAUUCUCAGAUAAUUUUCAGGACAGCCCUCCACCUCUCCCUGUUCAGAAGCCCGUGGGCUCCCUAAACUCCUCAAUCCACCACAAGCAAAGCCCGACACCCGUCCUCCCCUUCCAGGAGUCCUUUGGGUCAGAGCCAUCGCUACCACCUCGGAGGCCCAGUACAACCAAGACCCUCCCACCACGCCCACCUCCAGCCAAAGCGGGCCCGGGAAGACCUCCCCCACCCAGCCUUCAGGCCACAGGUCGAUCCCUUACAGCACCACCGGAGACUUCACCUAAACCCAAGGCACAGAAGCCCCACAGGAAAGGACCUGUCUUACCUCCAAGGCCCAACCCAGGCCACCGUCUCUACAACAAGUACACUCUUGAACUUCCCCAUGGAAUUGCCACAUUUGACUACAAUGGGAGCAACACAGGAGAGCUGUCAUUUCAGAAAAAUGAAGUGCUUCUGCUGCUACAGGAGAUCGACCAUAACAUCUUUGAGUGCCAAGUCGGAGACAUCAGAGGCAGAGUCCACAAGUCUCGCAUGAAGGUCAUAACUCCUCUUGCCUCAGACAUGUCCCCACCACAGGGUGCCAGACAAACUGCUUCAGGCGGAGGCGGUUAUGGGCAAAAGGUGCAGGCCGUGCAUGACUUCAUCCCAGAGGGUCCAGGGGAGCUCGGUCUGAGAGCAGGAGAUGUUGUGACCAAUGUGGAGCAGGUGGACAGUGAGUGGUGCAGAGGCACUUGUAGGGGAUCUACUGGUUUCUUUCCUGUCAGUUAUGUCAAAGUCCUGUCAGAUUCACCAAAAACCCUCCCUGCCAGAAAACCAAAGCCACCAUCAGCAACAGCCAGUGGUCCGCGAUGUGUGGCAAGGUUUGACUUUGAGGGGGAGCACAGUGAUGAGCUGUCAUUCUCUGAAGGGGACGUGAUCCAGCUGAUGGAGUACAUUGGACAGGAGUGGGCUCGGGGACAGAUCGGCAGCUUAAGUGGAAUUUUCCCCCUUAACUUCGUGGAGGUCAUUGAAGAUCUGCCUCCACCUCCGAGUCAGCAGCAGACAAAGACACAACCCAGCAGGAUAGCACUGCCUGGCAUGGUGGCAUCUUCAAAUGCAAACCCUGAAGUUGCCAAACCUGCUCAGGUGUCUCAGUCCAGUGUGCAGUGGGUGGUGGCUCUGUAUGACUAUGCCGGGAAGUCAGAGAACGACCUGUCGUUUCAGCAGGGCGACUGCAUCCUGAUCACCCAGCACAUUAACGCUGAAUGGAGCUGUGGCAGGCUCAAUGGCAGAGAGGGAAUGUUCCCCACGGCUUUUGUUGAGAGCACCACAGCCUCAGCAGGUCAGCAGUCAUCUAGCAGCCAGAACGAAGCUGCGGUUGGUGGGAGAGGCAGGGCGCUGUAUGACUUCACAUCAGACUGUGAUGAGGAGCUCUCUCUGCAGAUUGGGGAUAUUAUAACCAACCUGGAGUCUGUUGAUGAAGAAUGGUUCCUGGGUGAUCUGAGGGGGAAACGGGCCCUAGUCCCUAAAAACUAUGUGCAAGUACUGGGAUAACAACAUGUAGCAUUUAGCUCAGAAAAAGGGGGACAUCGUUGGACGACCAGAAGUGAAACUGGAUCUGAGCACAGACGCUUACAGCAGCAGAAGUCUGAAGUGAACUGCCUUUAACUGGAAUUCAGUAUUUCAUCUCCAAGUAGUGCAACAUCUUUUAUCAUCUGCAGCAUUAACUUGAAAUGAAGUGUUCACUGAAUAAUUUAUCAUGGUUAUGAAUAAAUAAAUAUUAGAGAAAAGCUGGCUGGCAAUGUAAAUACCCUGCAUUUUGAUUUUCCAGCUAUCUGUAUUUUGUAUUCUUCAUCAUUUGCUCCAUCUAGUGGUUUGUCUCCACAUUUCCCUUUCUUUACAAAGUUAUUCAAGUUACAGUUUCUCCAUUACAUAUUGUACAAAAUGUGAUGAUUACCUGAAGAUAUGUAUAUGUCCUUCUUUUCCUUCAUAACCUUAUGUAUGAUUACAUGACAACAUUCAAAUAAAGGAAUAUUUACUACUUCUGUGGAAUAAAAUACUACCAAAUUAGGAUUGCAAA